AUGUCUUCUAAACAACAACCAAAGAAAAAGACUGGUUCUAAGAACCAAAAGAACAAAAUGGGUUCUCAAGAACAACCUCAGCCUAAAGUAGAAGAACCAGAACCUGUGAAUGAAACACAACAGGACGAAGACGACUCCGAUUCCGAUUCAGAUUCAGAUGACUCCGACUCCGAUUCCGAAGAAGAGUCAGACACGGAACCAGAACCAGAACCAGAACCAGAACCAGAGCUAGAGCCAGAACAAGAACCAGAACCACCUGCUGUUGAAAAGGGUAGCAAGAAGAAAAAGAAGAAGCAGGCCCAAGCGCAGAAAGCUCUUGCAAAACAAGAACGCAAAAAGCAGCAACAAAUGGCCAAGGUUGGUGAUGAUACGAAGGAAGAACCCCAAGAGCAACAGGUGCAGCCGCAGCAAGAACAGCAGCCACAGAAACAGCAACAGAAAGAUGACAGUGGUGCAUUACGAUUAAGACUUGACUUGAACUUGGAUGUUGAUAUAGAACUUCGUGCUAAGAUAAAGGGCGAUGUCACCUUGGCCUUGUUGAAUUAA
Molecule: messenger RNA, 546 nt
Organism: Debaryomyces hansenii CBS767
Lineage: Eukaryota; Fungi; Ascomycota; Pichiomycetes; Serinales; Debaryomycetaceae
Product: DEHA2D08602p
Exons: 1
Coding region: 1-546 (181 amino acids)
Source: RefSeq, a predicted model, not a curated record